GACCUGCAGAACAGACGGUCUGUCUCGAAGAUGAGACUUGGUGCUGCUCUGGGCCUGCUGGCCGUCCUGCUUGUUCAUGUUAGUGCAGAGCAGCUUCCCACCAGAGAGAGACACUACUACAUCGCCGCUGUGCCCGUAGACUGGAACUACUCACACAGCUCUGGACCCUCUUACAGAAAAGUGGUCUUCCGGGAGUAUGAAGAAAGAUUCAGUCGUGCUAAGACUCAUCCCUCGUCUUUAGGUCUGCUUGGACCCACACUGAGAGGUGAAGAGGGAGAAACCAUUGUGGUCACUUUCAGGAACAUGGCAGACAGACCGUACAGCAUCCACCCACAUGGGAUCGCUUAUGGGAAACACUCAGAGGGAGCGCUGUACUUUGACAACACGUCACAGAAGGAGAAAGAGGACGACGCUGUCCAGCCGAACACUCAACACAUUUAUUACUGGGAGGUGACGUCAGACGUGUCGCCACAGAAACACGAUCCCGCCUGCCUCACCUACACAUACUUCUCACACCAAAAUGUGGUCCGAGACUACAACUCGGGCCUCAUCGGGACUUUGCUGAUUUGCAAGUCUGGGACUCUGGACACGUCUGGCAAACAGCUUCAUGUCCACCAGGAAGUGGUGCUACUUUUUGGGGUGUUUGAUGAGAAACAGAGCUGGUACACGCCUAAAGGUCACGCUACAGACAACCACGUCAAACACACCAUCAACGGGCACACGGCAGGAUCACUGCCUGAUGUUGGAAUGUGUGCCCACACCACUGUGGGUCUGCACUUGAUGGGUAUGAGCUCUGAACCUGAAGUUUUCUCUGUGCAUGUGAACGGUCAGGUGCUGGAGCACGCUGGCCAUAAAUUGUCAUCAGUUGGUCUGAUCAGUGGCUCCUCCACCACAGCGAGCAUGGUAUCAAUCCACCCUGGCCGCUGGCUGCUUUCCUCACACACCAACAAACAUCUGAAAGCGGGCAUGCACGCCUUCGUGAACGUGGCAAAGUGUGACGGCUUCGAUGCACCUAAGCGGAUGAUGACCGUCGCGCAGAAACGUCAGAGCCAGCAGUGGGAAUACUUCAUUGCUGCGGAGGAGAUACUGUGGGACUACGCACCCAACAUGCCAGCGCACAUCGACGAGGACUACAAGUUCCAGUACCUGAAGCAGUCAGCGACCCGAAUAGGUGCCAAGUACAAGAAGGCUGUGUACACUCAGUACAAAAACGAGUCAUUCACUGAAAGGUCAGAGAACAAGCAAAGGAAAAAUGAGCUUGGGAUCCUGGGACCUGUGAUCAGGGCACAGGUCAGAGAUGUUAUCAAGAUCGUCUUUAAGAACAUGGCCUCCAGGCCGUACAGCAUCUACCCACACGGACUGACAAUAGAGAAGUCAGAGGAAGGAGUGAACUACCCGUCAGGAGGCAACCAGACUCACGGUGUUCAGCCAGGUGACACACACACCUAUGUGUGGAGAGUGACUGAAGAAAACGGGCCCUUGGACGAAGACCCCCGAUGCUUGACACGAAUGUACCACAGUGCAGUGAACAUACCACGUGACAUCGCCUCAGGACUGAUCGGCCCAAUGCUCAUCUGCAAAAGUAACUCCCUCAAUCGGAGGAAUGUGCAGCUGAAAGCAGACAAGGAGCAGCAGGCCAUGUUUUCUGUGUUCAAUGAGAACGAGAGCUGGUACCUCGAUGACAACAUCCGAUGGUACUGUGAUCGUUCCAAAGUCCACAAGGCGAACCCAGACUUUUACCAGUCCAACAUCAUGCACACCAUUAAUGGUUACGUGUUUGAAAGCGGCGAGCUGCUGGGCUUCUGUAACGGUGAGAUUGCCACAUGGCACGUGUCCAACGUCGGAGCUCAGGACAACAUCCAGACAGCGACGUUCUACGGCCACACAUUUCAGAUGAACGAGCACACAGAGGACAUUCUGAGCCUCUAUCCCAUGACGGGAGAGACCAUCACUAUGAACAUGGACAACAUCGGUGUGUGGCUCCUGACCUCCCUGAGCUCCCACGAGACCACCAAAGGAAUGCGCAUCAAGUUUCAGGAUGUGGAGUGUUUUCGCGACUACCAGUAUGAGUUUGAGUAUGAGGAUAAAGACAAUGGCACAGCACCAAACCAAUUUUCUGUGCUGAAUCCACUAAGCUUGGAUGAUCUCCAGAAGAAAGAGAAGGAGCCAGAAGUUCCUGUACAGACCAAAGUGGACAUAGAUAUGUACACAGAGAUGUAUAUUGAUCAAUUAGGUCUCAGGUCACUGAAGAACAACUCUCAAAACCUGGAUAUGGAGAAGCUGGAUCUGAGUUUCCUUGACUAUGAUGCUGUUGAUGUUCCUCCAGAAGAUGUAAAUGUCAGCUCCACCGCUAACAAAACAAAGUUAAGUAGUGAGAUUUCUAACUCUGUGUCAGGGCCAAUUCCAUCAAACUACACAUUAAAGUGGCACGUAGUGGAUGGACAAAACUUCACAGGAAGAAAUAUCCAGAAACAAAGUAUGAGUGAAAACACAACACAGAAAGAGAACAAGAUGGUACCAUCUCAUUUUUAUGAUUCUUCUGUUUCUAAAACUCAGAACCCAACAGUUAACUAUACUACUGUAGUGCUCAACAGUAACAACAUAACCUCCAACAUGAGUGGUCUUGAGGUUGAAUCUCUUGGUAACACCACAGUGUCUAAAACUCAGAAUACAACAGUUAACUAUACUAUUGUAGUACUCAACAAUAACAACAUAACCUCCAACAUAAGUGGUCUUGAGGUUGAAUCUCUUGGUAACACCACAGUGUCUAAAACUCAGAAUACAACAGUUAACUAUACUAUUGUAGUACUCAACAAUAACAACAUAACCGCCAACAUAAGUGGUCUUGAGGUUGAAUCUCUUGGUAACACCACAGUGUCUAAAACUCAGAAUACAACAGUUAACUAUACUAUUGUAGUACUCAACAAUAACAACAUAACCUCCAACAUAAGUGGUCUUGAGGUUGAAUCUCUUGGUAACACCACAGUGUCUAAAACUCAGAAUACAACAGUUAACUAUACUAUUGUAGUACUCAACAAUAACAACAUAACCUCCAACAUAAGUGGUCUUGAGGUUGAAUCUCUUGGUAACACCACAGUGUCUAAAACUCAGAAUACAACAGUUAACUAUACUAUUGUAGUACUCAACAAUAACAACAUAACCUCCAACAUAAGUGGUCUUGAGGUUGAAUCUCUUGGUAACACCACAGUGUCUAAAACUCAGAACACAACAGUUAACUAUACUAUUGUAGUACUCAACAAUAACAACAUAACCUCCAACAUGAGUGGUCUUGAGGUUGAGUCAUAUCUUGGUAACAGCACAGUGUCUAAAACUCAGAAUACAACAGUUAACUAUACUCUUGUUGUACUCAACAAUAAUAACAUAACUUCCAAUGUAACAGAGAUUGCUGAUCUUUCCAAAACACUGCCAAGAUGUUCAACUUCCAGUUUGGAUGGUGACAAAAUGAAUGUGACACUUGCCAGCGAUGACCAGACAUCAGCGAGCUGUAUCCAGAAGGAGGACUCAAAGGAAAGGACCACGAAAGGGGAUGUGUUUUCCUAUUCUGUUCCAAGAGACGAUGUUAUAGAGUUUAACGUCACCAAAGCUAACAAGUCUUUGAGUGCUACAGGAGAUGCUGAGUUUAAACAUGGGAAUUUCUCUGAAGCCAGUGACAGUAUUGAAAUAGGGAACGUAAAAAACGUAACUGUUUUCAAAACUGAAACUAUACAAAAUGUAACACUGACCAAGUCAAAUUCAAAUGUGGAGAUUAUGGAACAUGGGACAGGUCUACUCAGUUCUUUAAACCACACGUCUUCUGUUGAAAGAUUCUCCAAUAAAACUGUGGUUCCAGGUAACUGGACCUUCUCAGGUAGUUUAGUUGCAGAGAUCAGCUCUGAAGAGCUGAAUGCCUCAGACAGCAAUGAAGAAGUACUGAUCUACCUUAAAGAAAACCAUACACAGGCAAUUAAAAGCUCCUCCUUUAAGACACAGAUGCAUAACUGGACUUAUGAUGGAAUGCACCAAAUGGAAACUGUGGCCAUUCCUGACCACAUAAUGAAAUACUAUGGCAGAGACAUCCAUCAAACAAUCCUAACCCCAAAGAAGACACCAAAGAUCAGGAAGGUUAACCUCCGGCAGUGGCCCAAGAAAGGCCAUGGUAUGAAAACCAAGAAGAAGAAAGAAUACAAACCCCAGAGUAGGAGUGGCUUACCUUUCUCUCCUCGUGGAUUCAACCCAAAUAUGUUACCACGAGGGGCACGUCCUAAUUUCAAUGCUCCAAAGCCUGUCACAGAUGAGGAGAACCUCAUUAACAAGCCAGUGGUCAUUGGAGUGCCUCGGCCUGAUUUCAGUGACUAUGAGCUGUAUGUUCCUGGGGAUGAACCAGAUCAUUUAGGGCAGAAUGGCAUGCAGCCAGAUGUCAAACAAGAUGAAUAUGAGUAUGUGACCUACAAAGACCCCUACAGCAGCCACGAAGACAUCAAGGAUCUCACCCUAGAUGACACCACCAAAUACUACUUAAAGUUCUCCAGUCCAAAUGUCAAGACGUACUUUAUUGCUGCAGAAGAGGUUGAGUGGGACUACGCAGGCUACGGACAGAGGAGGCAAGACAGCACAAUGCAAGACAACAGGGCAACAAAGUUCACCAAGGUGGUUUUCCGAGGUUACAUAGACAGCACCUUCAGCAUACCUGACAUCCGCGGGGAGAUAGGGGAGCAUCUAGGCAUUCUAGGGCCUGUUAUUAAAGUGGAGGUGGGACAAAGCAUCAUGCUGGUGUUCAGGAACAAUGCCAACCGUCCAUAUUCAUUGCACCCAAAUGGGGUUUACUAUACCAAGCAGACAGAAGGACUGUCUUAUGAGGACGGGUCCAAGUAUUGGUAUAAAUAUGACAAUGAGGUCCAACCAAACACAACCUUUACAUAUUUGUGGAAGGUCAACUCUUUGGUGGGACCAAAGCCAGGCGAGUCUGACUGUCGGACCUGGGUGUACUACUCUGGCGUUAAUCCUGAACGAGACAUCCACUCAGGUUUGAUUGGGCCUAUACUGGUGUGUCGAGGGGGCACACUGGAAAAGAAAGUGACAAAUAUGAGGACGUUCACGCUGCUUUUCAUGAUUUUUGAUGAAUCCCAGAGUUGGUACUACAUGAAGAACCGUGAGAUGAUGGAGAGGAAAAGCAGAAGGAUCAUUAAUGACCCCAGCUUGAAGGAGAAACUCAAGUUUCACUCCAUCAAUGGCAUCAUUUACAGCCUGAAAGGCCUGAGGAUGUACACCAAUCAGCUGGUGUACUGGCAUUUGAUCAACAUGGGCAGUCCCAAUGAUUUCCAGAGCGUCCACUUCCACGGACAGACAUUCCUCCUCAAGAAGACCAACAGCUACAGACAGGCCGUCUACCCACUGCUGCCCGGGAGCUUUGCUACUCUGGAAAUGAUUCCGCCAAAGCCGGGCCUGUGGCAGCUGGAGACAGAAGUUGGUUUCAAUCAACAGAAGGGAAUGCAAACCCUAUUCCUGGUUUUGGAUAAUGAGUGCUACCGUCCACUGGGUCUACAGUCAGGCAGCGUGAAGGACAACCAGAUCACAGCAAUCAACACCAGAGGAUACUGGAAGCCCCAUUUUGCCAGACUGAACAAUCAGGGAAGAUACAACGCCUGGAGCACAGAGCAAAACAACAGCUGGAUCCAGGUGGACUUCCUGCGGCCGGUAGUGAUCAGCCAGGUGGCCACUCAGGGAGCCAAGGAGCUGUUCCAUUCCCAAUUCGUGACUGAAUACUUCAUCUCCUACAGCACUGACCGCAGGAAGUGGAUCUUUUAUAAGGGUGACAGCAAGGACUUCAGGAAGAUAUUCACUGGGAACCAGGAAUCCUAUGAGACAAAGACAAACACCUUCUUCCCUCCUCUGAUUGGUCGGUUCAUUAGGCUCCACCCACACCAUUGGUACAAGAAGCAAACAGUUCGUAUGGAGUUCUACGGCUGUGAGCUUGAUGGUUGCUCGGUGCCUCUUGGUAUGGAGAAUGGACUAAUAGAGGACCAUCAUAUUACCGCCAGUUCUACAGCCUACAACUGGUAUUCUGGAUCCUGGAAACCCUCGUAUGCACGUUUAAACAAACAGGGCACCGCUAACGCAUGGAAGGCUGAGCACAGUGACCUGCACCAGUGGCUCCAGGUGGAGUUGCCGCAGGUGAAGAAGAUCACGGGCAUCGUGACACAGGGGGCGCGUUCUCUGGGCACAGAGAUGUACGUCACGUCCUACAGGCUCCAGCACAGCAGCGACGGCACAAAGUGGACCCACUACAUGGACGACGAGGACUACACAUCUAAAACCUUCAUGGGAAACACUGACAACAACAGCCACGUGAAGAACUACAUCUACCCACCCAUCUUCUCCCGCUUCAUCCGGAUUGUCCCCAUCAUGUGGCACAACGCCAUCACCAUGAGGAUUGAGCUGCUGGGCUGUGACUUUGAGUGAUGUGCACAAACCUGGCUG
This is a messenger RNA of Thalassophryne amazonica, 6477 nucleotides long. RefSeq names its product coagulation factor V (gene f5). The record is from RefSeq and is a predicted model, not a curated record. Gene Ontology annotation, molecular function: copper ion binding; oxidoreductase activity. The transcript is spliced from 25 exons. Lineage: Eukaryota; Metazoa; Chordata; Actinopteri; Batrachoidiformes; Batrachoididae. The coding region runs from base 31 to 6459 and encodes 2142 amino acids.